AUCCUGGCCAUUGGUCCAUUGGUUCAACCCGCCUGGAAGGAAAGAUUCAGACUCCAGUGGCAUGUAAAAGCCUGCUUUAUGCCCACCCACACACCGUCCCCAGGUCUCCUGUUGUGAGUGCAGCUUCAGAAGAAGAGAGUCAUGGAGAAGCCAGUUCCUCCCAGACACCAUCCAAUCAAUUCGAUGAGACCCUACUGCUCUUCACUGUCAGACGAGAAAUUAAGAGAGCCAGAGGAGCACCCCGUGAGGCCUGGAGCAGUCCAAUUUUGGCAAAGCACAUGACAAAAAAUCUUAUUAGAUCCCACUCAGUCACUCCUUUGCACCUGGAGGCUGCAGGCACGCACAUCAAUAGGCACAUGAGACUUCAGAACCGGCCCUCCUGCAAUUCCAGGGGAUAUUCUGCCCCACUUGGUCCCGCUGCGAGGCAUUCCACCGCCAUCGGCCUUUGCAGGAAAAGCCAGACCCCUUUGGCCUCGUCGGAGGACCCCCGGAGUUCCUCGGAGCCAGAGCUGGAGGACAGGAAGGCAGCCUCAGGAGGCGCUCAGGCGGACCCCCAUCGCCAAAGCCGACCCCGGGGCGCGCCCCUAAGUCCGGCUGGAGGAGGCGCAGUUGCCAUGGCACCGGAGAUGCUCCCCAAGCAUCCUCAUCCCCCGGGGAAAAGGGAGCCCAGGGUGGACGCCUCCCUCCACGGCAAUCUGGCAGGAGCGUCCCUUCCUCUGCUCGCCGGUGCUCCCACCCAUCUCCCCUCAAAGAAGUUAAUCAAGGUUUGCUCUUCUCCCCCCGCCCGCCCACCCCAGCGUUUCCAUACGGUUUGUUCACAGGCCCCUCCUAGGCCGGGGGUGAAUGCUCACUUACAUUGACCGCUGCGAGGGAAUUGUCCGCGGGUGCUGCCCAUCUUCAAAUCAAUGCCUGCCCAGAACAACAGAAAAGGCCUCAGAUGUACUGGUUUCCACAGAACCAUUGUUAGGCUUUUGUGAAGCAGUUUUGAACCUAAUAAAUAAUGUCAAAAGUC
Molecule: messenger RNA, 1012 nt
Organism: Callorhinus ursinus (northern fur seal)
Lineage: Eukaryota; Metazoa; Chordata; Mammalia; Carnivora; Otariidae
Source: RefSeq, a predicted model, not a curated record